GUCGAGCAAGAAAAAACCAGAGGAACGUCUCCUUUUGAACAAGAGCAAAAAUAUCAGGAGGACAAUUUUCUAACCAAAGCUGAGAUUGAUUUCCCCAUGAGAGCCCACAAAGCCUUUGAGUUAUCGGAGAACAUCGCCUAAGCAAGAGUCAUCUUCAACCUCUGACGAAAGUAGCUUGAAAACACGGCUUGAGUCGACUUCCAAUACGAUCUGAUGAAUCCCCAUUUCUGAAGCUAAUCGGACGCCUUCCAUAGCUGCGAAACCUUCUGCAAGAUCAGACUAAAAAAUGAAAGGAAUCGAUUUGUACGAGGGAGAAGGAUAUCAUUGCUGAACUGCAUGAGCUUCAAUGGUGAUAUCGCCAAGCACCACCAGUUUCUCCUCCAGCUACUUCAAGCAUGCUCCAAGGCCCCUUCCCUCAAAGCAACAAGACCUCUUCAUGCUAUCACAAUUACAAUGGGUCCUGUUCCGAACCAGGCCAUUUUUGUCCAUAAUAAUCUCAUCUUCCAAUACUCUUCUUUUGGGAUGUUAUCGGUGGCACGCAACCUGUUCGACAAAAUGCCCCACCGAAAUGCUGUGUCUUAUAACACGGUAAUCAGUGCUUAUAGUCGAUGUGGGUUUGUAAAUGAAGCAUGGGGUUUGUUUUCAGAGAUGAGAGAUUGUGGUUUUGUGUCGACCCAAUUCACAUUUGGUGGGUUAUUGUCGGCGGAGUUAUUGGAUUUUUGGCAGGGUGUUCAAUUGCAGGCGUUAUCAGUUAAGAAUGGACUGUUUGAUGCUGAUGCUAUUGUGGGAACGGCCUUGAUGUGGCUGUACGGUAGGCAUGGAUGCUUUCAGGAAGCUCUGUGCGUUUUUGGAGAUAUGAAUUGGAAAAGUUUGGUGACGUGGAAUUUGAUAUUGGCAUUACUGGGUCGUAAUCAACUUGUGGAAGAAUGUAAGUCUCUGUUUUGUGAGCUUAUGAGUGGAGGGAUGGGACUGUCCAAGUUCUCUUUUGUGGGUGUUUUGUCUUGUUUUUCUUGUGAAGAGGACUUGAAAUUUGGGCAACAGUUACAUGGUAUUGUGAUUAAAAUUGGGUUUUAUAAUGAAGUUCUGGUGGUAAAUUCUCUGAUGAACAUGUAUUUACAAUGUGGAGGCUUUUUCUUAGCUGAGAAACUGUUUUAUGAGGUGCCUAUACGGGAUGUUGUGACAUAUAAUUCAAUCAUUGGGGCGUGGGAAAAGGUCAAGAAACCUGAAAUAGCAUUAGAGCUCUUUUACGAUAUGUCAAUGGAUGGACUAAUUCCUACCCAGGCAUCAUUUGUAAACGUUGUCUACUCUUGUAGUUGUUUGGAAAGUUCCAUUUAUGGAGAAUAUUUUCAUUCUAAAAUAAUUCGUUUUGCUUUGGAGUCUGAUGUAUAUGUGGGCACUUCUUUGGUUGGUUUUUACGCUAAGUUCAGAAAAAUGGAGGAAGCCCGUUAUUGCUUUGAUGAGAUAGCUGAGAAGAAUUUGGUUUCCUGGAACACUUUGAUUUUGGGUCACUCAACUGAUUGCUAUACUUCGUCUAUUUAUCUGCUGCUAGAAAUGCUCCGUUUUGGUUAUCGACCUAAUGAGUUUACAUUUUCAGCCAUUAUAAGAACACUAUUGGCUUCGGAAUUACUUCAGAUUCAUUGUUUGAUUAUAAGAAUGGGCUAUGAGGAGAAUGAUUAUGUAUCAAGCUCUCUUGCUUCUUCCUAUGCCAAACAUGGUCUCAUAUCUGAUUUCCUGACUUAUGUAUCUGAUUCUAACAAACAGCCUUCUGUUGUACUCUCUAACAUAAUUGCUGGAUAUCACAAUAGAGUUGGCCGAUAUGGCGAGACACGAAAGUUGCUUUAUCUACUUGAGGAACCAGACAUUGUAUCGUGGAAUAUUUUGAUUGAAGCUUGUGCUAAAACAAGCAAUUACAUCAAAGCUCUGGUUCUUUUCAAAUGCAUGCUCAUGCUCCAAAUCUAUCCAGACAAUUAUACAUUCAUCUCCCUUUUGAGUGUUUGUGCUAAAUUGUGCAACCUUGCUCUUGGCAGUUCGGUUCAUGGCAUUAUCAUAAAGACCAGUCCCAGUUGUCGUGAUACAUUUAUGUGCAAUCUGCUAAUUGACAUGUAUGGAAAAUGUGGAAGCAUUGGAUGUGCUUUGAAAAUAUUUGACAAAGUGGAAGACAGAAACUUAAUCACAUGGACAAUUCUGAUCUCCAUCCUGGGGUUACAUGGCGACGCUUAUGAAGCGUUGGAAAGGUUUGCAGAAAUGGAGUUAUCGGGGUUUAGGCCUGACGAGGUAGCUCUUGGUGCAGUGCUUACAGCUUGCAAGCACGGUGGGCUUGUUAAAGAAGGAAUGGAGUUGUUUAGCAAGAUGAAAGUGAAAUACGGAAUCGAACCAGAAAUGAAUCAUUAUCAAUGUCUGGUUGACUUGCUUUCUUCACAUGGACAUGCUGCGGGAGUGGAGAAGUUGAUUGUCACCAUGCCUUUUCCUCCUGAUGCUUUUCUAUGGCGUAGCUUCCUAGAAGGCUGCAAAAGACAAAGGACCUUAUAGACCAGGUGAUGCAAACAUGACCGUGCCAAAGAAUCCCUUUCGUGCUGAAACCGAAAGAAAUACCGAUGGCUCAUAUUCCUUCAGAGCACGACUUCAGAGAUUAAAGGGAAACAUGAAUCACCAUGUUUCUUUCUUGAUGAUGAGGGACACUUCUGGCCACCCAACGAAGAAAGUAAACCAGUGGAUGCCUGCCAAAACCUUCACUUAAUGUCAAGGUACUAAUGAAUAUCGACACGUUCCCAACAGUGUUUCGUUCUUCAUAAAAUCGAGUACUCAUCCACCGUUAAGGCCUCCCGUCCUGUACUCUGCACAGAUUGGAAAAAUUGCAGACUUUAAGGUGGAUGACACAGCCGCCUUACACCACCAAAUCUAAACCUCAAGCAAUGCAGCCUACAGCACCAUGCCCUUCUUGAGGGGUCCCUGUCCUUACAAUUAUUUCCUUUACCCAUUUUUUCAAACUUGAAUAUACAUCAGUACGACUGGGUGAAAUACAAGUUUCGAAACAAGAACUUACACAGUCCAUAAAUUUGUGUUAUAGUAUCUAUAUUUUAUACUGUUUUUUAAGUCGUAACUGUGAGACUAUGAGAGAAGUUUUGGAGUCUGCUUUAUAAACUUUGAUCAGUUUGCAGUUCUGUAUUCAGUGGCUUCUUCCACUCUCCAAUUGGUUCAGAAAAUGAAGUGAAUUUUGAUCAAA
This is a messenger RNA of Momordica charantia (bitter melon), 3223 nucleotides long. Its product is annotated as pentatricopeptide repeat-containing protein At3g58590. Gene Ontology annotation, biological process: RNA modification. NCBI's taxonomy places the organism in Eukaryota, Viridiplantae, Streptophyta, Magnoliopsida, Cucurbitales, Cucurbitaceae. Gene Ontology annotation, molecular function: protein binding; RNA binding. The record is from RefSeq and is a predicted model, not a curated record.